Papilio machaon (common yellow swallowtail) is the source of this 965-nucleotide messenger RNA. It is a transcript of the gene viaf, whose product is annotated as viral IAP-associated factor homolog. NCBI's taxonomy places the organism in Eukaryota, Metazoa, Arthropoda, Insecta, Lepidoptera, Papilionidae. The transcript has 5 exons. Gene Ontology annotation, cellular component: cytoplasm. Gene Ontology annotation, biological process: protein folding. The record is from RefSeq and is a predicted model, not a curated record. The coding region runs from base 88 to 777 and encodes 229 amino acids.
GGUUUCGAAAGGUGUCAAAUUUCCAGAAGACCUUAAUUAUAUUUAUUACUCCUUUGAUAAAUAAAUUAAUAAGAUAAUACUUACGGAAUGCAGAAUCCCAAUGAGGAUACAGAAUGGAACGAUGUCCUACGAGCGAAGGGAAUUAUUCCUCCAAAGGAGAAAGAAAUCUCAGAGGAACAAAUUGUUAACAUGAUCGAAGAGACCAUACAAAAUAAACAAGCCGAGAAAGAGAAACAACUAUCAGAGUUAGACUUAGAUGGUUUAGAUGAACUAGAAGAUGAGGAGGAUGAAGCAGUACUACAGGAGUACCGCAGGCGGAGGAUUGCGGAAAUGAAGAGGUUGGCAGAAAAGCCGAGAUUUGGUGAUGUUAGAGAGGUUUCGGGCCAGGAUUAUGUUCAAGAGGUGAAUAAAGCUGGUGAAGGCAUCUGGGUUGUUAUACAUCUUUAUAAACAAGGGAUACAAGAAUGUGCCCUGCUGAACCAACAUAUGCGUGAACUGGCUACAAAGUUCCCUUACACCAAGUUUCUGAAGGCAAUGGCUCAGACGUGUAUCCCCAACUAUCCGGAGAGAAAUCUACCCAGUGUGUUUGUGUACUUUGAAGGGGACAUGAAGAAGCAGUUUGUGGGACCACUUGAAUUGAGAGGCACCGCAUUGACUUGUGAUGAAUUGGAGUUCAUCCUGGGUCAAGUUGGAGCCAUUGAUACAAAAAUCAAAGAAGACCCAAAACCAAAGAUAAAGGAUAAGUUGUUCACAGACCUGGGCUGUAAUGAUUGUUGACAGGCCACAGAUGUGUACUGAAUGGUGCAUAGACAAUAUUUUAUAAAUUUUGGUGUGAGGAUGCUUGCUUAUUGCAUUAAUUAUUUAUUUUUAAUUUUUAGUUAUUGAUAAAACAAAAGCAUUUGUUUUUGAUACUUUAGAUUUUUAAUUGUAAAGAAGUGUAAUUCUACAUCUAGGAUUCUGUAUUU